This is a messenger RNA of Colletotrichum phormii, 372 nucleotides long. RefSeq lists its product as uncharacterized. Bases 1 to 372 code for a protein of 123 amino acids. NCBI's taxonomy places the organism in Eukaryota, Fungi, Ascomycota, Sordariomycetes, Glomerellales, Glomerellaceae. The record is from RefSeq and is a predicted model, not a curated record. The transcript is spliced from 2 exons.
AUGUACUACGGCGUUGUUGAUACAGCAGAUCCGGGCAAGGCAGGAGCUUAUGCCUUUGUCAGCUACCACUUCACUGCCCCAUCGGUAAACCUGGACCACUGCGACCAUGUGGCAGUCGUCACGUACGACUCGUUGGAUCUGACUAUCUCAUUUGGCAGCUAUGACGGAUAUCAGAAUGCCGUGGAUACCUGGAACACUGAUGACGGCUUGAUCUUGGUCGUCUUCGUCAAAGGUUGCGGUGAUUACGAGAAGGGCGACCGCUGUUUCUUCCGCGUAUCUUCAAUCACGUUUCACGGCGGAGAUUCUGUUGUAACGGCCUCUGGGACUCCUAGUCAUCCUGACGAUCUCAUCACUUCUGGCGAGACUGAAUAG